UCUCUGGUGGUAUAACAUCUGUGUGACGCUGUUUCAACGAAGCUUCAAUCGGAGAGACUUUUAGUUAAAGAAUUGAUCUUAGAAAUAUCAGGUAUAGAUUGUUAUUGUUUCUAAAGACAUAAGAUGGCGAUGUUCUUGAUAAAUAUACAUUUGAGGAAGCUUUAAUGAAUGAAAUCAUCGUGGAUUUAUUAACGAAACCUAUACAGUGUGCAAACUAUAAUGAAAAGUUUCAUAGUUAAAAUGGCGAGGUUCAUAGUGAUUCCUUUAAUCUAAACGAUGCUGUGAAUUGACGUUCAUUGCUCACAGGAAUGACAAAGAAAGUAAUAAUGGAGCAAGAUGAAAUUGAGCGGAAACUCAGUGUGCCUAAAAUACGUCAUGAGGUUACAAAUGACGCCAAAACAGAUCUCGAGGAGCCAACAGUUGCAGAUAAAAACCAACUUUUUCAAAGACGAAUGUUACUGCGAGACUCUCAACAUGGAGAUCAUUGCCAUUCAGGUUUAAACCCAUCAGCUCACCAUGAACGUUCAUGCUCAUUCCGUAACCGACCCCGACCACAAUUGUUAAAUAUUGACACUGACCGACCAAGACGAAGCAGUUUACCAUCACCUUCUGCGAACUUUCUCUCCGUAUCUUUCGACAAUAUUCAUAAACAAAACGAAACGUCUGACCAACAGCCAUUACGAAGAGUGCGGUCAUUUAAAACUACAUCGAAGGGGGGCAUUGUGAACAGAGGGGACUCUUUUAAACGAAGCUCUAAGAGUAUAAACUCAACCGUGAGUGCAAUGCAUAGCGAGCAUGGGGAAGCUAGAUCACACAACAACAGCAGGCAACGAAUUAACAGCACGCAAUCCCGUGACAGUGGAACUGUGGACAGUACGGGAUCUUCAGUGGAUACAAUUAUUCAUAAAGUUGCCAUGGUUGGGGACAAAGGUGUUGGAAAAACAUCUUUGACCAAUCAGUUUAUGACAUCGGAGUUCAUUGCAUUUGAAACAGAGAACGAUGACGACGAAACCGAUCGUCACGUGACGGUGCUGCUAAACUCAGAAGAGUCAACACUAAAAAUUGUUGACAGAGCCCUGGAUUCGAAGGAGUUCCCCAUUCGAUCUGUUGACGCCUUUGCAGUGGUAUAUUCGAUCACAGACCGGGCGAGUUAUCAGGAGGCUGUUGACAUUUUGUACCACGUUCGCCAUCAACUUGACAUUAAAGACAAACCUACCAUUCUCAUCGCCAACAAGAUCGACCUUGUAAGAAAACGUAAGGUCACUAGAGAAGAGGGAAGAUCGGUCGCUAAACAGUACAACUCAAAAUACUGUGAAACAUCCGCCGCUCUAAAUCACCACGUUGAUGAGCUCCUGGUUGGAUUAUUGAGUCAAAUCCGCCUGCACAAGACCCCAGGACUACCAAUAGAGCCCCCCAGUUUUGAUGUUAGGCCAAGUCAAAACAAGUUUGUCAAAUGUUCCAUGCCUGGACCAAAACGUUUACUAAAUUUCAUCUUUCGUAAACAUCCGAUGCAACCGUCUUGCCAUGAGUGUGAAAAUCUCUUUACGUCAUAGUUUGCUCUCUUUGAUAUUGAUUAUUUUUUUGGAAAGAAACUAUUUUCAUACGACUUUUGAUUAUUUUAUCAACACAUUGCUCCUUUUGAUUAUGAAAAGUGCAAACAGGUGAUUUUAGACAUAAAGCGAAACCUGACUUCAAGGCUUAAAAAGAAGUCAUUUUUAUUGAAUACAUUACGAACGAUUUCUUUUAUAUAUAAGAUGUUGCCACUGCUUACAUGAUGUUUAUAGCAAAUUCUCAUACGAAAUGAAUUAUUAUCAUACAAUUUCAUGUACAUUUUAAUAGAUUUUAAUGAUAAUUUCGUGUACCAAACUUUGCAAUAA
Mya arenaria is the source of this 1877-nucleotide messenger RNA. Its product is annotated as GTP-binding protein REM 1-like. Gene Ontology annotation, cellular component: plasma membrane. Gene Ontology annotation, molecular function: GTP binding; calcium channel regulator activity; GTPase activity. The record is from RefSeq and is a predicted model, not a curated record. Lineage: Eukaryota; Metazoa; Mollusca; Bivalvia; Myida; Myidae. The transcript has 4 exons. Bases 309 to 1553 code for a protein of 414 amino acids.